Nanorana parkeri is the source of this 6319-nucleotide messenger RNA. RefSeq names its product Rho GTPase activating protein 21 (gene ARHGAP21). The transcript is spliced from 25 exons. Gene Ontology annotation, biological process: signal transduction; Golgi localization. The coding region runs from base 248 to 6280 and encodes 2010 amino acids. Gene Ontology annotation, molecular function: protein binding. Lineage: Eukaryota; Metazoa; Chordata; Amphibia; Anura; Dicroglossidae. The record is from RefSeq and is a predicted model, not a curated record.
CUCCCGUUCGCCGAGCGCCCCUCGCAGCCAGAGUCAGUGCACGGGGAUCGGGGGACGCGAUGUGCGCUCUGUGUACGGCUCCGCAGCGACUUCUCCUCCCGAGCAGCGGCGGCACCGUGCACCGGUGAGAUCACUCCCCUCCCACUCCCCUCCUUUCCACCCACAGCCACCACACAUGUCCCCACCGCUCCCCUCCACCAAUGUGGACUCCUCCGCUUCUCCUUUGUAAUCGGCACAGCAGGGAAUCAUGGCGAGCCGCCGGACUGCUCCACCUGAGGGGGACGGCAAGAGGAAGAGGCAGCCGCCCAGCAGCCCGCCUGACGAGGUGUCCAAAAACAAAGAUGGGUGCGAUCAGAGCGAGAUGGUAUCGCCGACGGAAGAGGAAAUAUUCUCCUGGCCCGGCCCAAAGAACGUUAUUCUGAGGAGGACAUCCGAGGGGUUUGGAUUUACUUUAAGGCACUUCAUUGUUUACCCGCCGGAGUCUGCAGUCCAGACAAAUUAUAAGGAUGAAGAGAAUGGGAAUCGUGGAGGAAGGCAAAGAAACCGACUGGAGCCAAUGGACACCAUUUUUGUUAAGCAAGUUAAGGAAGGCGGCCCGGCACACUUAGCAGGGCUGUGUACAGGGGACAGAAUCAUAAAGGUGGAUGGGGAAAGCAUCAUUGGGAAGACCUAUUCUCAAGUCAUUGCACUAAUACAGAACAGCGAUUCCACGUUAGAACUGAGUGUGAUGCCAAAAGACGAGGACAUCCUACAGCUGCUGCAGUUUCCAAAGGAUGUCACAGCUCUGGCUUACUCCCAAGAUGCUUACCGAAGAGGAAAUGAAGCCUUUAGUGGUAAAGCAAAUAAUAUUCCAGAACCCCCACCUAUAUGCUACCCCCGAAGAAAAUCUGUAGCUUCAGUGAUGGCACAACCGGCUGAGAUUCCACCUCCAGGCACAUCACUGACUAAUCAGCAACCCGUGCAGCCGGACAAAAACCACCACGUAGAAAUCCAAGUGCCUCCAUCACCAUCGGACAUUGUGAAGUCCAAUACUGCUGUAUGUGUCAUCAAUGAAUCUGUGAGAACAGUUAUUGUGCCUUCUGGGAAAGUUGUAGAUCUGUCAUCGGCUACAACAAAUUGUACCGGUCCUUUACACAGGACUGAGCCAUGCUUGAGGACCACAACAACGCCUUCUGCUGGACUUCCAUUGAUGCCAGUGGAAGUCCGGCAAAUGGACAAUGCUGGAUUGAUUGGCAAACCUCUAAGUUAUGGUGGGCAUACUGAUGCCAUGGAUAGUCCUAGGUCAAAUGUGCAUAGAGAAGAUUCUCCAUCUCCAAACCUCUCAUCAACUAAUGGCUCUGGACUUUUGCACAGAGCUGAGAAAUGCACAUUUAUAACAACGCCAAGAACCGCAGGGUCACCUUCUGCUGCUGCUUCUUCAAUGCCAAUGGACUCCAGGCAAAUAGAUAGUCCUGGUGUAAUUGGCAAACCUCCAAUGUACGGAGGGCAGUCCGACAGUAUGGAUGGUCAUAGUGUGCUUGGUCACGGUGAAUCACCAUCUCCUAAUCAUUAUGCUUCUCCCUCUUCUCACCAGCAAAUAGACUGGAGGAAUUACAAAACAUAUAAAGAGUACAUUGACAAUAGACGUAUGCAUAUGUACGGCUCCCGAACAAUACAGGAGAGGUUGGACAGCCUUCGAGCAGCCUCUCAAAACCAAACGGACUAUAAUCAAGCUUUGCCAAACCACGCUUCUAUUCAAGUUCGACGUCGAAGUACUUCUCACGACAGGGUUUCACACCCUGCCCAGAUGAGGCAGCGGAGUAUUUCCCAGGAACGGCUAGAGGAUCCAGCACUAGUGAAGGAUUGGCCUCGCAGUGCUUCCCAAGAUGCAAUACUAUUACCAGCAAUGCUUCCCCGAAGCCCCAAAUCUAAGUCAUGGGAUUUUAUAGCCAGGAAAGGGGGCAGAUUAGACCUCUAUAAUGCUGACCUUCCUGAGUAUAAUGGUGAAAGAAAGCACAAUUAUAAAUGGACUGGAUUUACUGAACAAGAUGAUAGACGGGGCAUUUAUGAACGAUCUAGGCAACAUUCCUUUCACACGUCUCCCCGUUCUCCAAACUUCCAAAUGGGACCUGUUGCUUAUAGCCCAGAUACUAGACGAGUAAGUGGCCGAGUUUUACCUUCAGCACAUCCCUUGCAAAAACCUCCCAGUGACUUCAAAAGCACCCCUGUUUCGCGGGACGUUCACAGUUCCUCUUUUCGAUCCCCCCAUCCUCGACAGAUCCCGUCUGAAAGAUUUCCAAUUCCUAAAUCUAAUCCUGUGAGAAGCUCCUCUAAUUACGGACCUAAACCCUAUCAUAGCAAAAAGGUGGAUGAUGGAAUCGUUAAAGACCAAAAAGUGGUAAACCACAUUAAUAAAAGUGGCGUAUUAACCCUGCAGACCGUGUCCCCAGCAGACAGUUUUUCUAGUUCCCAUAUAGAUUCCAUCAUCAAAUCUCCAAUUACCUCCUCUACUCCGAUUCCCACAAAGCCUGUGAAACAGGUGACUGCUGGCUCAGCUACCUCUGAUAAAGUGGAUGUUCAAAAUGGACAAAACUCCAAAGCUCAAGACCACGAUUUGAUCAUGGAAUUUAAUUCCGUCGAUCCAGUGGUUUUAAGGGACAAAUCCCCAACUGGGCGUCAGACCCCGCAGCCUAUAAGACAACAAUCUUACAUCUUUGCCGUGAUUGACCAAGAACCUGUAACGGACACAACCUGCUGGUUACCCAAUGAUGCCAGACGCGAAGUUCACAUCAAAAGAAUAGAACAGAAGAAAGCUUCUACUUCCAGUUCACCUGGGGAUUCGUUAGCCUCCAUCCCCUUUAUAGAUGAGCCCACCAGCCCCAGCAUUGACCAUGAGAUUGACAACAUUCCUGCCUCAGCUGUAAUCUCCAUAUCUGUGCAGCCUCCUCCCAUCAUAACCACCGUUCCUCCCAGCCCCACCUCCCCGGUGCCGGUGUUAUGUCGUCAUCUCUCUCAUGAGACUGAGUCGGCAAGACCUAAUGCUCUAGAAGUGCAUGCUGGCUCCAAGACAGAAAGAUCUAAAUCGUGUGACGAGGGUCUGGAUGACUAUAAAGAGGAAGGGAGAAUACGAAAUCUGAAGCAUGUCUCCAGCCUGAAAGGCAUCAAGGCACCAGAGAGCGCGCAAUCUUCUGAAGACUCCGAGUCCAGGAAAGGCUCUUCCUCCGAUGUGUUCAGCGAUUCAAACAAAGAAGGUUACUUGUUUUUCCGACAGCUUAUCACUGAUAAAGGAAAGCGAAUCAUGAAGCCCUGGAAACAGAUGUAUGUCAUAUUACGGAACAACUCCUUAUAUUUGCACAAAGACAAAAAGAAUCAGGCCGGACUUUGGGCCUCCCAGUCAGAAGAGGAGCACGCCAUCAACCUUUGUGGAUGUUUAGCGGAUAUAUCGUACAGUGAAACUAAGCGCAAGAAUGUAUUUCGCAUCAUAACUGUGGAUCACGAGUACCUCUUCCAGGCUGAAGACAGAGAUGAUAUGUUGGCUUGGAUUAAUGCCAUACGCGAGAACUGCAGCGUGGAUAUUGAGCAAACAGACAAAGCAAAUGAGAAUAUUUUAAACAGAAUUGGCGGCUACAAUACAUCGAAAUCAACCAACAACAAACCAGAACCAUCACCCAAGCCCACCCGGCAGCCUCUGAGUUUCCAGACUAUCCUAGGCACAAAGUCAGAUUCCAGGCUGCAGAGUCCUCACUCCCCCAAGCAGGACUCGGAGCGCAAACUGCUCACUAAAGAUGAGACCAGCCCACCUAAAGACAAAGGUACAUGGAGAAAAGGCUUUAAUAACAUGAUGAGAAAGACUUUUGAGAAGAAACCUUCAAGCGGUGGCACCUUCGGCGUUCGACUGGAUGACUGUCCCCCAGCACAAUCUAAUAGAUUUAUCCCAUGGAUAGUGGACACCUGCUGCCGGCUGGUCGAGGAGAGAGGCCUGGAGAACACUGGCAUAUACAGAGUCCCUGGAAAUAAUGCAGCUAUUGCAAGCAUGCAGGAAGAGCUUAACAAAGGAAUGACCGAUAUUGAUCUGCUGGAUGAUAAAUGGAGAGACUUGAAUGUAAUCAGCAGUCUCCUGAAGUCAUUUUUCCGAAAGCUGCCAGAACCCCUAUUCACCAAUGACAAAUACAAUGACUUCAUUGAAGCAAACCGCAAAGAAGACCCCAAUGAGAGACUUAAAACUCUAAGAAAUCUGAUCCGUGAGUUGCCAGCUCAUCAUUACCAAACCCUCAAAUUCCUUUGUACCCACUUGAAAACUGUGGCAGAAAAUUCAGAAAAGAACAAGAUGGAGCCCAAAAACCUGGCCAUUGUAUUUGGCCCAACCCUGGUCAGAGCAUCAGAAGAUAAUAUGACACACAUGGUCACCCACAUGCCCGACCAAUAUAAGAUCGUGGAGACCCUCAUUCUGCGUCAUGACUGGUUUUUCGGGGAGGAGAGUGGAGACGAGCCAAUUACAUCAGCCCAGGAGGAGGGCACAAUAGACAGCCAGCCAUUGCCCAAUAUUGACCAUUUACUCCCGAACAUCGGACGGACUGGGCUGUCCCCUGGCGAGAUAUCAGAUUCCGCUACUAGUGACUCGGCAAAAUCUAAGGGUUCUUGGGGAUCCGGAAAAGAUCAGUAUAGUCGGGAGCUGCUAGUGUCCUCCAUCUUUGCUGCUGCCAGUCGAAAACGCAGGAAACAGAAAGACAAGCCCCAUCCCAGUAGUUCAGAGGAUGAGGUGGAUAGCGUUUUUUACAAAAAGGAUCUCUCCCCCAUGGAAAUUUGGAAUCCUGAGAGCAGAAAAGGUGAAACUAAUAAAGAGGGCAACAUCCUUCGAAAACCUAAAGCACUGACACUAAAAGACAUAGACACAAGUCUGUACACAGAAGAUAAACUAAGAAAAGACAGUACGCCUUCUGAUGAGAUCACUCCUUGUCCUCCGAAACCCUCCAAAUCUCCAAACUUAAUGCAAAGACUGGCUGUACCAUCCGAUGACAUAAAGAUGUUCCCUUCCCAGGAAAGCAUCUCCGAUUCAGGAACUGUUCUUAGCACUUCAUCCCAGGCCUCCAUGCACAAACCAAAACCUAAUGUUUUUAUCACCCCUGAGAUAAAAGGCAACGACUUCUUGUCUGCAGAGGUAAGCUCUGUUACCUCCGACUACUCCACCACCUCGUCUGCCUUCUACACUGCUGGCCUGGAGCCCAAUUUGAUAAGCCCCGAGGUCCAGUCUGUGGCAGAGAGCAAAGGCGAGGAUGCAGAUGAUGAAAGAAGCGAAUUGAUCAGCGAAGGCCGGCCCAUGGAAACAGACACCGAAAGCGACUGUCCGAGCAAUGCUUAUGAUAGGCAGAGCCAAGGCAAAGUUAAAGAACUGUCUAGAGGUAGCCGAAGGAACUCUGAAGGAAGUGCCAGCUGUACAGAGGGCAGCUCUACCCCGCGAAUGGACAGUCGGCGGUUUAGCUCUCAUAAACUUAUAGAAUGUGACACUUUAUCAAGGAAAAAGUCUCUGCGACAAAACACAGAUAGUGAAUGUUCAACUGAUGGCAAGAAUGUGGACACCUCGGCAGUAUCUCCUGUAGCAGAGGUGGCCGGAACUGGAGUGCCAUCUGGCAAUUUGGACUUAGUAAAAAGUGACUUGGGCUUAGCGUUAAAAAGUGAGCCGGAAAAGCCGGAGCCCGCUUGGAAGCUUAAGAUAACAGAUAGGCUUAAACUGCGUUUGAAAACCUCAGCAGAUGACAUGUUUGGACUGGAUAGCCAAAAAGCACACGCCGCCGAGAACCGGAAGAAGAAAAACAUUCGGCGGAGGCACACGCUAGGGGGACAGAGGGACUUUUGCGAAUUAAGUGUUUUAAAUGCAUUAAAAAUUUACGAACCCCAUCAGGGAGGUAACGAGUCAGAACUUUCCGCCAUGGAUCGAUUGAAGCCAAAGUGUACAUCCCAAGACCACUCGAUCUCAGCGUGGCUCAAAAGAGAACGCUUACGCACUAGCACAACGGAACUCAACGCCACUAGCCCCGCUGAACCGCUUUUAGAAAGCACUAAGUUGACGGAACCGACGUCGACAGCUCCUCAUUUGUCAUCUUCACCCCUCGUCGGCUCCACCGACACCAGCGUCGUAACGGAAAGUCAAUCCGAACUCAUGUCCCAUUCGUCAGCUGAUCAGCUCAAUGGGGAGAACUUGCAGAACAAAGCUAAGAGCAACUUUAGUUCUGCUGUAGAUGCUCAUCCGCACAAGCUGUCCGGUACUCAGGUGGUCCGAUCCCGGUUCUACCAGUACCUAUAAAUAAAUUCCACAUUUCAUUACACUCACAAAGAAAAAAAA